Knipowitschia caucasica is the source of this 2328-nucleotide messenger RNA. The record is from the annotation of a GenBank genome assembly. Lineage: Eukaryota; Metazoa; Chordata; Actinopteri; Gobiiformes; Gobiidae.
AUGACCGCGGCUGGGUACCUACAACGUCUUGCCUCCAGUGGAACCAUGCGCGCAUCUGUACUGCUAUGUUGCCUGGUCGUGUUGUGUUUUGGACUGGUAAAGCCACUGACAGAUCUGGAGUUUGAGCGCAGCCCGGCCACUGUGAUCUCGUCUCUGGGGAAGCCUGUGAUGAUGCAGUGCACUCUGACGGGGGCGGGGGCCGAAGAGGAGGACCCCCCGGAUGUGCUGUGGCUCCGGGGAGGAGAGGCGCUCCAGUUUGCGGACACCACCCAGUCCCAGGUGCACACGGGCAGCCACACCUGGACCAUCAUGAGCACACUCAGGAUUGAGAAAGUCCAGCUGACCGAUAUGGGCUCAUACCAAUGUGCUGUCUUCAUUGAAACGGAACAGGCCUUUUCCGACGAGGGCAGCAUUCAGUUGGAGGGACUGCCUCAUUUCUCUGUGGAGCCUCAGCCCAUGUCCAUCGUGGCCAAUGCGUCGUUGAGCCUUCACUGUGUCGCUCACGGCCCUCCGGAACCUGUGCGUGUGAUCUGGCUGCAGGACGGGGCCCCCCUCAACACCUUAAGUGACCCAGUGGCAAUGUCCCCAUCCACGCUCAAUAUUACAGGUCUAAACCGAACCAGCUCCUUCUCCUGCGAGGCUCAUAACCGAAAGGGCGUGGCCACCUCUGGAUCCGGUGUCAUCACAGUGCUGCCAUCUCCACCAAAGGAGCUGAGAGCGGUGGAGAUCACUGAGGACAGCCUCCGUGUGGCCUGGACCCCCGGCUUUGGAGGAGACUAUCCCAUAAUCCACUGCUCUGUCCAGGCUAAACAUGCCGCACAGACAGCUGGGAUUGAUCACAUGAUUCACAAUCAGAACGUGAACGUCCCUCCAGCGGCCUACCUCCUCGGGGACCUGGAGCCUCACACCCUGUACGCAGUGAGGGCAGCCUGUCACAGCAGCCAGGGGCCCUCCGAGUGGUCCCCCUGGGUGGAGCUGAGGACCAGAGAAGGAGUGCCGGAAAAUUCACCGGAAAAUGUGAGUGCGGUUCUCAAUGGGACAGAAGUGCUGUUGUCGUGGCAGGAGCCUCCAGGGAAGAUCAAUGGAGAACUUCAGGGAUACUUAGUGGACUACAGCACCCCGGCCCAGACACAGCUGACUGUGGACACUGGUCUGGACACAGAGUUGUCUAUCAACCUCUCUGCCCCUCUGUCCAAUGUGACUUUUCGGGUUUGCGCCUACACUGGGGCCGGACCUGGACCCUGGACCCCCCCUCAGACUCUGAUGCUCAUCUCCCCUGAAAUGGAAGGAAUGAAAGGUGGAUCUUCGCCCCCGGCCUUUUCCUGGCACUGGUGGUAUGUGGUGAUGGCCGUGGCAGGAGCUGUGUCCAUAGCUGUGCUCAUGGCUGUGUAUGUGGCCAAGCUGCGGCGAAAAGAGACACGAUUCGGAGAGGCCUUCGAACCGAUGAUGGAGAGUGGAGAGCUGGUGGUCCGAUACCGAGCUCGCCGCACCUACAGCCGCCGGACGACAGAAGCAACCCGUAAGUCCUUGAACAGCCUGGGCAUCAGUGACGAGCUCAAGCAAAAGCUGCAGGACGUCAUGGUGGACAGACACAAGCUGACUCUGGGAAAGACCCUGGGAGAAGGCGAGUUUGGCUCCGUGAUGGAGGGGCUGCUCACUCAAGAGGAGUCUGUUCUCAAAGUGGCCGUGAAGACGAUGAAGAUUGCCAUCUGCACACGCUCCGAAAUGGAAGAUUUUCUGCGUGAAGCGGCCUGCAUGAAGGAGUUCGACCACGCCAACGUCAUGAGGCUCUUAGGUGUGUGUCUGCAGACGGUGGAGAGCGAAGGCUACCCGUCGCCCGUGGUGAUCCUGCCCUACAUGAAGCACGGCGAUCUGCACAGCUAUCUGCUCUACUCCCGACUGGGGGACUGUCCCGUGUACCUUCCCUCUCAGAUGCUCGUGAAGUUUAUGACCGACAUUGCCCGAGGAAUGGAGUAUCUCAGUAACAAGAACUUUAUCCACAGAGACCUGGCGGCUCGUAACUGCAUGUUAAACGAGAACAUGAAUGUUUGUGUGGCAGACUUCGGUCUUUCUAAAAAGAUCUACAAUGGCGAUUACUACAGACAGGGAAGGAUCUCAAAAAUGCCGGUGAAAUGGAUCGCGAUUGAAAGUUUGGCUGACCGAGUCUACACCACCAAAAGUGACGUUUGGUCGUUCGGAGUGACCAUGUGGGAAAUAGCCACUAGGGGGCAGACGCCAUACCCUGGAGUGGAGAACAGUGAGAUCUAUGAUUACCUGAGACAAGGGAACCGCCUCAAACAGCCUCCAGACUGUUUGGACAGUAUGUAA